UGGAUGCCAUGUCUUGCACAUAAAAAAUUGAUAAACCAUUCUUGAAUAAACAAUAGAAGCUUCUAUUUCACACUAUAUAAGGCGACAUUUCCCAUCACAAUUCACACAAACAAACCUUCAUAUCUUAAUUUCCCAUAUAUUUAAUUCCAAUUAAAGCUCAUAAAACAUAACCAUGGUUGCCAUCACUUAUGAUAUGGAGGUUCCUUCCUCAGCCCCAGCUGCAAAGAUGUUCAAAGCCAUGGUGCUCGACGCCGACACUCUCAUUCCCAAGAUCAUGCCUCAGGCCAUCAAGAAUGUGGAGAUCUUGGAAGGGGAUGGUGGCGUUGGCACCGUGAAGAUCAUUCAUUUUGGCGAAGGGAGUCACUAUACGAGCGCUAAGCACCGCGUGGAGGCCAUUGACAAGGAGAACUUGACACACACAUACAGCAUCAUCGAGGGCGAUGCUCUUGCAGGUGUCCUCGAGUCCAUCACUUAUCAUAUCAAGAUCGUCCCAACGGAAGAUGGGGGAUGCAUAUGCAAGAACAGAAGCAUUUACAACACCAAAGGCGAGGUCGAGAUUAAUGAUGAGAAAAUAAAGGAAGGGAAAGAGAAGGCCAUGGCUAUGUUCAAGGCCAUUGAGGCAUAUGUUCAAUCCAAUCCUGAUGCCUAAGUGUCAACUCAAUUGCUGAUUCUCUCAUUUAUUUUCUUCCCUUUUAAUGCUUGAGUUUGUGCGUUUUUUUUUGUUCUGUUUCUGUAAUGUUGUUAUUUUCUUGAAUUUCAAGUCAAUGAAU
Salvia splendens (bonfire salvia) is the source of this 770-nucleotide messenger RNA. RefSeq names its product major allergen Pru ar 1. Gene Ontology annotation, cellular component: cytoplasm; nucleus. Lineage: Eukaryota; Viridiplantae; Streptophyta; Magnoliopsida; Lamiales; Lamiaceae. Gene Ontology annotation, biological process: abscisic acid-activated signaling pathway; defense response. Gene Ontology annotation, molecular function: signaling receptor activity; abscisic acid binding; protein phosphatase inhibitor activity. Bases 173 to 649 code for a protein of 158 amino acids. The record is from RefSeq and is a predicted model, not a curated record. The transcript has a single exon.